CUCUACCGGGCUCGGCUCGGUUCGGUUCGGCCCGGCCCGGCCCGCCCCGCUCCGCUGCAGGGGCGCACGCCUGGGGCCGGGGCCGGGUCUGGGACGCGCAGCGCGGGCCUGAUCCGGAGCUGGGAGCCGUCUCCAGGCCCCGUCCCGAGCCUGAGGCGGGGCCCGCGCGGCCGGAGGAUCCCGAGCCUGUCCGGUGCCAAGGAUGUUCCCGCAGAACCGGCCCCCGGCCCAUCUCCAGGCACCCUCUGCUGCUUCGGGAGCCGCUGUUGCUGCCAGUGCCAUCCCCAGCACCCCCCAGUCCCUCAAACUGACUUACCCAGAGACCUUGGACCGCAUCAAGGAGGAAUUCCAGUUCCUGCAGAACCAAUACCACAGGUGGUUUUCUUGGCUUGUGCUGAGAGAUUGGAUUGAAGCUGAGAGCAGGAGGCUGAAGCAUGUGGUGCACUGGGAGGGCUCAAUGCUCUGUCCAGCCAGGGAGAUCCUGUCAGUGGGGGGACCAGGGGGGUCGUUCCCUCUCCCUUCCUCUCCUCUCUAUUUUUACAGCUUGAAGUUAGAAUGCGAAAAACUGGCAACAGAAAAAACAGAAAUCCAGCGUCAUUAUGUCAUGUACUAUGAGAUGUCCUAUGGCCUGAACAUUGAGAUGCACAAACAGACAGAGAUCGCCAAGCGGCUCAAUGUGAUCUGCGCUCAGCUCAUCCCGUUCCUAUCUCAGGAGCACCAGCAGCAAGUGGUCCAGGCUGUGGAGCGUGCGAAGCAGGUGACUAUGACCGACCUGAACGUGGCAAUUGGGCACCAGCUCCAGACGCAGCACCUUUCGCACCACACUCCCCCCAUCCCGCUGACCCCCCACCCCUCUGGGUUGCAGCCCACUGGCCUUGCUGGCAUCAGCAGUGCCUCAGGGCUGCUGGCGCUCUCAGGGGCACUGGGGGCCCAGGCCCAGCUCCUCACCAAGGAUGACCGAGGAGUCCCUGACACGGAGCCCAGGGCGACAGACCGAGACUCCGGCCCCAGCUCCCUGGCACUGCCAAAUGGGGAGCGGGCGCGAGCCAUCGCUGAGUACCUGAGCAGCAGCAAGAAGAGGAAGGUGGAGGAGAAGGACUUUGUUACAGACUACGGCAGCGAUGCAGACAAAAGUGAGGACAACUUGGUGGUGGAUGAGGACCCCUCUUCGCCGCACAGCGUCCACUCCUACUCGUCCCGGGAAAACGGGGUGGAGAAGGUCCCACUGGGGAGGAAGGAGACCAUGCCACUCAGCCCAACCUCCAUGGCCUCCUCCAGCAGCUCCCCAUCUCGGAGCAAGGAUGCACCCACAGUGGAGAAGGCAGGGACGCCCAACCUGAAGUCCAGCACCCCCACUUCCCAGGGUGACACCACGGCCCCAGUCUCCGGUGGGGCCCAGCAGUUUCGCCCUGCUGCUGCCAAGGCCCCCAUAGACCCUCUGGCCCUGGGCCUGAGGAAUCCACUGGGAGUGCAGAGUCCCUACUCGGCUGCCUUUGGCUUGGCCCACCCUGCAGUCAAUGGGGACGUGGCCGGGACUGGCGCCUAUGCCAGCCUCCACCUCAUGUCCCCGCAGCUCAACGGGGCUGCAGCCGCCAUGGGAGCCAGCAGCUACGGACGCUCCCCCCUGGUGGGCUACGACCCACACCCCCACAUGCGCAUCCCUGGGCUGGUGGCCGGCAUACAAGUGGGGACCUCGGGGAAGCCUGCCUACUCCUUCCACGUCAGUGCCGAUGGGCAGAUGCAGCCGGUGCCUUUUCCACCUGACGCACUCAUCGGCUCCGGCAUCCCCCGCCACGCACGGCAGCUCCACACCCUGACCCACGGCGAGGUGGUCUGCGCCGUCACCAUCAGCAACUCCACACGACACGUCUACACGGGGGGCAAGGGCUGUGUGAAGGUGUGGGACGUGGGGCAGCCGGGCACCAAGACAGCCGUGGCUCAGCUGGACUGCCUAAACCGUGACAACUACAUCCGCUCCUGCAAACUGCUCCCGGACGGCCGGAGCCUGAUUGUGGGGGGGGAGGCCAGCACCCUCUCCAUCUGGGACUUGGCGGCCCCCACACCCCGCAUCAAGGCUGAGCUCACCUCCUCUGCCCCCGCCUGCUACGCUCUGGCCAUCAGCCCUGAUGCCAAAGUCUGCUUCUCUUGCUGCAGCGAUGGCAACAUUGUGGUGUGGGACCUGCAGAACCAGACCCUGGUCAGGCAGUUUCAAGGCCACACGGAUGGUGCCAGCUGCAUCGACAUCUCCAAUGAUGGCACCAAGCUGUGGACAGGGGGGCUGGACAACACUGUGCGCUGCUGGGACCUGCGGGAGGGGCGGCAGCUGCAGCAGCACGACUUCAGCUCCCAGAUCUUCUCCCUGGGGUACUGCCCAACAGGAGAGUGGCUGGCGGUGGGGAUGGAGAGCAGCAACGUGGAGAUCCUGCACGUCACCAAACCUGACAAGUACCAGUUACACCUCCACGAGAGCUGUGUUCUCUCCCUCAAAUUCGCCUCCUGUGGGAAGUGGUUCGUGAGCACGGGGAAGGACAACCUACUGAACGCCUGGCGGACGCCCUACGGAGCCAGCAUCUUCCAGUCGAAGGAAACCUCCUCUGUCCUCAGCUGUGACGUCUCCACGGAUGACCAGUUCAUUGUGACUGGCUCGGGGGACAAGAAAGCUACAGUUUAUGAGAUCAUUUACUGAGCACAAGAGGUGCCAACUGCGGGACAGGUGGACAUCCAUGUGGAUGGAUAGGUGGACUCCACCUGCCCUACUGCUGACUUCCCAAAGAACAUGCAGCCUGUGGCCACAGCAUCGCAGCUGGAGGAGAGCGGAGAGGGGUGAAGGUGGCCCUGGGACUGUGGCCAGGCAUCGUGGGCUGCUCGGGGUGGAUUUUCUGGGGACUUUCUCCUUGCUUUGUUCUUUGUCAGCUUCUUUCUAAAUCUAGACUAUGGGACUUGGAGGAGGGGGGGCCAUCUGGCAUUGUUAGGGCUUUUGUUGGGGUGGGUUUUUAAUUUUGUUUGGUUUUAACAGUUUGUUGGGGGGGGUAUUUUGUUGGGGUCUGGGUCUGCUGAGGCGGAUGGGCGCUGGCCUCAUUUCCCUCUGUGCCUGCCAGGGUAUAUUUAAUAAUAAAAACAAACAAAAAAAAGCUGUGCCUUG
Molecule: messenger RNA, 3142 nt
Organism: Pipra filicauda (Wire-tailed manakin)
Lineage: Eukaryota; Metazoa; Chordata; Aves; Passeriformes; Pipridae
Product: transducin-like enhancer protein 1
Exons: 21
Coding region: 203-2686 (827 amino acids)
Biological process (GO): negative regulation of canonical Wnt signaling pathway; regulation of DNA-templated transcription
Cellular component (GO): transcription regulator complex; nucleus
Molecular function (GO): transcription corepressor activity; protein binding
Source: RefSeq, a predicted model, not a curated record